Myodes glareolus (Bank vole) is the source of this 6682-nucleotide messenger RNA. NCBI's taxonomy places the organism in Eukaryota, Metazoa, Chordata, Mammalia, Rodentia, Cricetidae. The record is from RefSeq and is a predicted model, not a curated record.
GGGGUGCGCGGCCCGGGGACCCGGGUUCCUCGGGGGCGGGGGGCCUCUUCCUGGCCUGCCGCAAUCCCUAGGACGCACCCCCCCCAGAACGUCAGUGCUUCACUGCCGGGCCCGAGGCAGGGGAUCCCCAAUCACUAGUCCCCCACAAGAUCACUCCAGAUAUAUCCCCCAUGGACGCCCCCCUCACCGUGGGCUGGCUACCAACGCGUUUUCAUUCGUAAUGAACCUCUCAAGAGCCAGGGCCCCCCACGGAUCCUUUUCCUAUAGCCUCGUCAGCUUCCUUCACGAGACCCUCCCCAAGCCAUCAGCAUUGCUAUGCUUGCAGGGCAGCUGCCCAUGAGCCCUAGGUCCCUAUCUCCUGUACGAUUGUCUCCAGGGGGUGUUGCAUUAGUACUUUGUGACAAGAGUUGCCCCCCACCAUGUCUGACCACACACAACCCAUCCCCAAUGCCUUUGUGGGUGCAAAAAUAUUUUCUAUUCUGGCCUAUGCCAAGAUUGCUUUUUAAAAACCCUUCCUGCAACCCCCUCAAAAAGACCCCAUCAGUGAAACAGCUCCUUCCAGAGUCCUUUUCCCCAUUAGGAAGAGACAUCUGCCUGCUUAGCAUCAGGUUCUCAUGAAACACUCCCGCCCCACUUCCCUCCCUCCCCUCACCCUGGCCUCUGCUUUCCCAGAACAAUGCAAGUUAGCAGAGAAUGUUCCUCUAUGGAGCAUCAACAGCUCUUGUCCCCAUCUUUAGCCAAGUCUCGUGAUAUUGUCCUAAACUUCCUAGGAAAGACCCUGGCGCUGCUUGCAUCCUUCCCCAUACGUUCUUACUCUUUACUGAAUGAAUCCCACCGUUCUAGGCCCACGCCAUGCAGUUGUGAAGGGGAGAGGCGCAACUAACCCUCAUUUUCCGGGGGUUUGCAGCCUAGUUGAGAGGCAGAUCAGAAACAAACAGUGCUGCUCUUUGGGUUUUCUGAGAGUCUGGUGAGCUAUGCCCGGAGGUGAAUGCUGAAACAGAAGAUUUAAUAAUCGUGCCAUUCAAAGAUCUGGGGGAACAGCUGGUGCAGAAUUCCGGAGGUAACAGUGAGUGUGGAAGAGCAGCAGUGAGCUUGGAGCAGAAUCGAAGGAGAGAAGGCUUGAUCCCAAAGAGCCUGGAGAUAAAUUGCCUGGCUUUUGUCUGCUCUACCAAGCUCCUAAGAUUCUUCCUGCAUCCACUUGUUCCUUAUUGACUCAUAAACACUUUCAUCACCUGUUUAAUGAGCAUCUACUUCCUACAGAGAAUAAAAUGGGCAAAGAUUCCUGUCCACAUAGAGUGGCUAUGCUAGUUGAGAAGGUGGACAUUAGAAAUCAAUCUACCUGGGGUUGGUGGACAUAGUUCAAUCAGUAAAGUGUUUGAUUCUGAAUUCAGAGUCUCAGCAUUUACAUUAAAGAAAAAAAUGGGCAUAGUGGCACAUGUCUGUAAUCCUGGCACUGGGGAAGUGGAGACGAGGGGAUUCCUGGAGCCCACUGACUAAUUCCAGAUUUAAUGAAAGACUGUCUCAAAGAAGGAGAGGAGAACAGUUGAGGAGGCCAAACAAUGUUGGCCUGGGUCUCCACACCCUCACAUGCAAACAUAUACCACACACAAAAUGAAAAUAAGCAUGUGGACAGAGUUACAGGGGCUGGCUGUUACUAAGACCACAUGCGGGCUCUCAUUCCAUCUUGCUCCUCAGGAACAGACAGUUUGGUCCUAGACUGCUGUGGCUACCGUGGGGCUGCUUUGACAGCGCCUCACCUUGCAGGUGAAGUGGUUAAGAGCAUGGGCUGUGGAUUUAACUAGACUUGAGUCUUCUCACCCUGUGUGCUGGCCUCAUUCCUUUGCUUCUUCAGUAAUAUUUUCAAGCCACCAGUGAGAUGGCUCAGUGGGUAAAAGCUCUUGCUCCCAAGCCUGAUGACCUGAGUUCAGCUCCCAAAACCCGCAUGGUGGAAGGGGAGUGCUGACUCCUGUAAGUUAUCCUCUGACCUCCACAUGUUCACACACACAAGAAAUAAAUGUAACACGUUUUUUGUUUUUGUUUUUAUUUAAUUAUUAGCAAGCUAGGUACUGUCCCAGGUCCUGAGGACAGAGUUCAGAGCAAAGCAUUUAAAAAUCUUGUUUCUGCGGCUGUGGAGAUGGCUUAGUGGUUAAACCACUUGCCACAAAAGCAUAAGGAUCAGAGUUCGGAUCCCCAGAACCCAUCUGAAUGCCAGUGAGUUGGAAUUACAGUUGGGACUGUAAUUCUAGUCUCUGAAGGCAGAAAUAGGAUCUCCAGAGCAGUCUGGCUAAUGACUGAGUGGAAGAGAGAUGGAGGAUCAUUCCUAGCAUCCAGUCUCUACAUGCAUACAUGUGGCUACACAUGUGAAAAUGGAAAAAGAAAAUCUUGGCAUCAGAGAGUGAUCAAAAACCCAGUCAGGAAAGCAAAACGUGCGGGUCUCCCUUCUCUCCACCGGCCAGAGAUGGAGGCAAACCAGGCAGGCAGCGGUGCCGGGGGUGGCGGGAGCAGCGGCAUCGGGGGCGAGGACGGGGUCCACUUCCAGAGUUACCCCUUUGACUUCCUGGAAUUCCUCAACCACCAGCGCUUUGAGCCCAUGGAACUGUACGGGGAGCAUGCCAAAGCAGUGGCGGCCCUGCCCUGCACCCCGGGGCCCCCGCCCCAGCCCCCACCCCAGCCUCCUCCGCCUCAGUAUGACUACCCACCCCAGUCCAGUUUCAAACCCAAGGCAGAGGCUCCGUCCUCAUCCUCCUCGUCAUCAUCUUCCUCCUCAUCUUCCUCAUCUUCAUCUUCUUCAUCCUCUUCCCAAGCCAAGAAGCUGGAUCCGCCAUUGCCGCCCACCUUCGGGGCGCCACCCCCUCCGCUCUUUGAUGCUGCCUUCCCUGCCCCGCAAUGGGGAAUUGUCGACCUGUCUGGGCACCAGCACCUGUUCGGAAAUCUGAAACGAGGAGGGCCCACGCCUGGGCCUGGGGUGACAUCGGGUCUGGGUACUCCCACCGGGACCCCUGGGCCACUUCCCACACCCACGCAGACCCCACCUGGGCCUACGGUCGGGGCGGCCUGCGACCCAACCAAGGACGAUAAGGGCUACUUCCGAAGGCUGAAGUACCUGAUGGAGCGUCGCUUCCCAUGCGGUGUGUGCCAGAAGUCCUUCAAACAGUCCUCACAUCUGGUCCAGCACAUGCUGGUGCACUCUGGGGAGCGACCAUACGAAUGCGGUGUCUGUGGCCGCACCUACAACCAUGUCUCCAGUCUCAUACGCCACCGACGCUGCCACAAGGAUGUGCCACCAACUGCUGGGGGUCCACCACAGCCCGGGACACCGCUUCCUUCGCUGGGCCUCCCGGUACCCACAGCCAGUGCCACAGCCACCUCCGCUCCUGCUGCAGUGUCCUCCGGCCCUUCAGCUACACCUGCAGCGCCUGCCACCUCCACAGAUGGGAAUGCCACCCCUGCUGCCGCAGCUGGGGUGGCCAUGCCUCCCCCCACCACUACUGGCGGGGAGGGCCCAUUUGCCUGCCCCCUCUGCUGGAAGGUCUUCAAGAAGCCCAGCCACCUCCACCAGCACCAGAUCAUCCACACAGGUGAGAAGCCCUUCUCCUGCUCCGUUUGCAGCAAAAGCUUCAACCGGAGGGAGAGCCUCAAGCGGCACGUGAAAACGCACUCGGCCGACCUGCUGCGCCUGCCUUGUGGCAUCUGUGGCAAGGCCUUCCGCGAUGCCUCCUACCUCCUCAAGCACCAGGCAGCUCAUGCAGGGGCCGGGGCUCCGCGGCCAGUCUACCCUUGCGACUUGUGCGGGAAGACCUACUCAGCUCCCCAGAGCCUGUUGCGGCACAAGGCUGCCCACGCGCCACCUGUGGCCACCGAACCCGCCAAGGAUGGGGCGACCCCAGCCCCGCAGCCACCUCCCACCUUCCCCCCGGGCCCCUACCUCCUACCCGCGGACCCGACCACCACCGACGAGAAAGCCACGGCUGCUGCAGCGGCGGUGGUGUAUGGGGCAGUGCCUGUGCCACUUCUCGGCGCGCAUCCGCUGCUGCUCGGUGGUGCCGGGAACGGCGGCGCUGGUGGUGCGGGCACGGGCGUCCCAGGUAAGACGUUCUGCUGCGGCAUCUGCGGGCGGGCGUUCGGGCGCCGCGAGACCCUGAAGCGCCACGAGCGCAUCCAUACCGGCGAGAAGCCCCACCAGUGCCCAGUGUGCGGGAAGCGCUUCCGCGAGUCCUUCCACCUGAGCAAGCACCAUGUGGUGCACACCCGGGAAAGGCCCUACAAGUGCGAGCUGUGCGGCAAGGUCUUCGGCUACCCGCAGAGUCUCACCCGCCAUCGCCAGGUGCACCGGCUCCAGCUGCCCUGUGCCCUGGCCGGAGCCACAGGCCUCAGCGGGGGCCAGGGGACCACGGGGACCUGUGGACCCGGGGCUGCAGGUGCUUCGGGCGGGCCCGCCGACGGCCUGAGCUACGCCUGCUCGGACUGUGGGGAGCAUUUCCCAGAUCUCUUUCACGUCAUGAGCCACAAAGAAGCCCACAUGUCAGAGAAGCCAUACGGCUGUGACUCCUGUGGCAAGACCUUCGGCUUCAUCGAGAAUCUCAUGUGGCACAAGCUGGUCCACCAGGCUGCCCCGGAGCGUCUUCUGCCGCCAACCCCCAGUGGUCCCCAGUCCUCUGAUAGUUCUAGCGGCGGCACCGACGCAUCCAGCGUGCUGGACAACGGACUGGCCGGAGAGGUGGGGGCGGCGGUGGCAGCGCUGGCCGGCGUGUCUGGGGGCAGCGAGGAUUCGGGUGGGACGACUGUGACUGGAGGGGGUGGCGGGGCCACUUCAGGCGCUGAGCGCUUCAGCUGUGCCACGUGCGGACAAAGCUUCAAGCAUUUCCUGGGCCUGGUGACUCACAAGUAUGUGCACCUGGUGCGCCGGACCCUGGGUUGCGGCCUCUGCGGCCAGAGCUUUGCCGGAGCUUACGAUCUGCUCCUGCACCGCCGAAGCCACCGACAGAAGCGGGGCUUCCGCUGCCCGGUGUGCGGGAAGCGCUUCUGGGAGGCGGCCCUGCUGAUGCGCCACCAGCGCUGUCACACAGAGCAGCGGCCCUACCGGUGCGGCGUGUGCGGCAGAGGCUUCCUGCGUUCCUGGUACCUGCGGCAGCACCGAGUAGUGCACACGGGCGAGCGCGCCUUCAAGUGCGGAGUGUGCGCCAAGCGCUUCGCGCAAUCCUCCAGCCUGGCGGAGCAUCGGCGAUUGCACGCCGUGGCUCGGCCUCAGCGCUGCGGCGCCUGCGGCAAGACCUUCCGCUACCGCUCCAACCUGCUGGAGCACCAGCGGCUGCAUCUGGGCGAGCGCGCCUACCGCUGCGAGCACUGCGGCAAGGGCUUCUUUUACCUGAGCUCGGUGUUGCGCCACCAGCGUGCCCACGAGCCCCCACGGCCCGAGCUGCGCUGUCCGGCCUGUCUCAAGGCCUUUAAGGAUCCUGGCUACUUCCGGAAGCACCUGGCUGCCCAUCAGGGAGGUAGGCCCUUCCGCUGCUCCUCCUGUGGUGAGGGCUUUGCCAACACCUACGGUCUGAAGAAACAUCGCCUGGUGCACAAGGCUGAGGGCCUUGGGGGGCCCGGAACAGGGGGAAGCGCCUUGGCCGGAAAGGAUCCCUGACCAGGGAGUUUUAAUACACCACUCCAAUCAGAUGUUCCCUUCUGGACUCGCCCUCCCCCCUUCCUGGGGCUGCUGGUCAGACUCUCCCCACCACUCCUUACUGUUACCCAUUCUAAAGAACUACAAAUGGACUAGCUUCCUUCCGAUCCCAUGCCCUGCCCUAUAAACUGAAGGUUAAAUUGCUACAAUCCCAGGCCAUUCUGGCCCUUCCUUCUUCGUCCAUCAGACACUGAACUUGAUCCUCCGUCCAGCCUUCUUUUGUAAACCUCAUCUGCUACCCAGCCGCAUUUUGGCUCCUGUGAACUCCGCGGUGAAGAUGGGCCUGAAUUACCCGCUGCCUCCACUUCCUUUGGGAUCUGGCUGGACAGUGGACUAUGAACAGAGUUGAGAGGGCAUAGGUUGGGGGUCUGGGUGCUCUUUGGUUGGGAGGGUGGGGGGAACAGACGCGGCUUGUACAGAGCAGAGAACAAUAAAUCGUAUCAACAGGGCCGCUGGGGUCUGUCCUUGCUGUUGCUGGGGGAUUCUGAUAACUGGAUGGACACACAGCACCUCUGUCUUGUUUCACCUGGGUUGAGUGAGGAUUUGCCAUGUCCCCGGCAUUAGCCUAUGAACUGGGCAAGUGGCGAGAGUGAGACAGGUAAGUCCAUCUCCGGGGAACUGAUUUGAGAUUCCGAGACUCCCCUCCACGAUGCUUUCAGCCAUCAUGACCGAAGUCUCCUGUCUGCCAAGUCCUGGCCUGGGUACUAGGGAAACAUGAAUUGAUUGGACAUGUCAUUCACACUCCAGUAGCUGGGAGAGCACGCCUGUGGAAUUCGCCACCGCCUGCAGACUUUCUGGAGACAGGAUCUAGGCUGGCUAUGGACUUGCUUUGGAGGUAAGGAUAGCCUUGAUUUUUGUUUUGUUUUGGAGACGGGGUGGGUCUCUCUGUAAUCCUUGGCUGUUCCAGAACUCUGUCGACCAGACUGGCCUUGAACUCACAGAAUCCACCCGCCUUUACCUCCCUGGUAUUGACAUUAAAGGUGUGCACCACCACAGCUGGCUAAUCUUGAA